GUCGACUGGGACAGUGGAAGUUGCGUCGUGCCUGGUUUGAACACUUUGGUAAACAAAAUGGAUAGCAACUAUCUGCAGUUCAGAGGUCCUAUUUCCGAUAGUCAGGUGAUAGGUCGCAUAAGUUUUUGUUGCUCUCUGAGGUUUUGCGUUUGUUGAUAUUGCAGCGCGGGAAUUUUAUUUGUUGAGGAAUUUUGAGAAAUUGUUACUUGUGUUAAACUUAUAUUUUUUGGUGACUGUUUUUUUUUUUAUGUCAAGUUGACCAAUGGAUACCAUCAAUCAGAGUAUCAUAGUCCAUGUGGCGGAGUAUAUUAAAGAUCGCCUUUAUUUUACUACUAUUCAAGAAAAGAAAAGACCUAAAAUAUCAGUUACCCAUCACUACUUUUGCACGGAUGAAGAAUUGGUAUAUAAUAGUUUUUAUGCUGACUUUGGCCCACUGAACCUGGCGAUGCUCUAUCGUUAUUAUUGUAAAGUGAAUAAGAAAUUAAAAUCGAGAAGCCUUGCGAAGAAGAAAAUUGUUCAUUACACCACAACCCACGGUGAAAAACGAGUAAAUGCAGCUUUUCUCAUUGGAUCAUACAUGAUUAUACAGCAUGGUAAAUCACCUGAAGAAGCAUACAGACCUCUCAUCUUUGGGGGAAGUCCUCCAUUCCUUUCAUUUAGAGAUGCAUCCGUUGGGCCUUCCACUUAUCAUUUAGGGCUUUUAGAUUGUUUUCGUGCUGUUAAAAAGGCCCUUAUAAAUGGUUUCUUCAAUUUUGAGAAUUUUGAUUUAGAGGAGUACGAGUAUUAUGAACGUGUUGAAUCUGGUGAUUUAAGCUGGAUAGUGCCAAAUAAAUUCAUUGCCUUUUGUGGACCUCAUCCUAAAAGUAAAAUAGAAAACGGUUAUCCAUUACAUUCUCCUGAAUCAUACAUUCCAUAUUUCCGCAAGCACAAUGUUUCCACUAUAGUGAGACUUAAUAAAAAGAUUUAUGAUGCCAAGCGAUUUAUAGAAAAUGGUUUUGACCAUAGAGACUUAUUUUUUAUUGAUGGUAGCACACCGAGUGAUACGAUCAUGAGAGAAUUUCUAGAAAUUGCUGAAAAAGCAAAAGGUGCCAUUGCAGUUCAUUGUAAAGCUGGCUUAGGUCGAACAGGAACUUUGAUAGCUUGUUACAUUAUGAAACAUUACAGAUUUACUGCUGCAGAAGCAAUUGCUUGGAUUAGAAUCUGCAGACCUGGGUCUAUUAUUGGACACCAACAACUAUGGCUGGAACAGAAACAGUCUUAUUUAUGGCUACAAGGGGAUAUAUAUCGUUUGAGAAAAUCACAUUAUGGAAAUAUAAAGAAGAAACCUAUAGAAAGCAAACCUAAAGAAGCCAAAUCACCUGCCAGAUCUAGUCUAGCAAUUCCUCGUGAGAGACUUCAAAAUAAUACUCUUAAAUCUCCUGGCAAGAAUUGUCUAACUACUCGAAAUAGUUUAGAAGCCUUAGACAAUGAUAUUGAUGGAAUUGAGGAUGUGAAAAAAGAGAAACACACAAUGAAUGGUGAUCUUGAUAAAGAAUUUCACUGUACACAAGGUGAUAAGUUGAAUCUCAUCAAAGCUAAUCGAAGACAUCCUCGAUCCAUUACCACUGGAACAUUACACUUAGAAGAAAUGCGUGCUUUGAAGCGAACAACUUCUCAACCUCUCAGGCCUUUACCUCCAAGUGGAGCUGAAAUGGCCUCCACGUAUCUGUCUCCAUCAAAACCUAUCAGGGAGUGUUCAAAAGUUUUACAAACACCUAGUCCAUUAAAUUCACCUUCUCAUAGUCGAAAAUUAAAUCAGAAACAAAAUGCUCCUACUGCUGCUAGUAAAAGACAUCGAGCAUGCUGUAUUCUUGAGCCGAUUCAACGUCCUCCUGUGAUCCGCAAGAAAAGGCAUGCACCUUCCAAGCCAACUGUACUUUGGGACCCUAGUAGAAGCUAUCUCUCUAGUCUCCAAGCUCCUCUCUAUCACCUCAGGCCUCUUAUCUUUCCUUCGGAACUGCGUACAAAUGCUGUGAAACACAGCUCUGUACUAGAUCCUCUCUACUACCCAUCUUUUAUAUCUCGAUACCCACCUUCCAUUCUCUCAUUAAAGAAUUCAUCUUCACCUUUAAACAAACCAUCUAUGCCCAGGUGAUCAGUGUUCAAGGACUGUAAUGAAAUUCUUCGACAUUUUAUAUGCUGGCAUAUUGUCUUUCUGUAACAAUGUACAGGUGAUUGUUGGAUGUUAUUUGAGAUUUAUUUCUGUUUUUAGUAUUAUUAUUAUCUGCUUUAUGUGCCUUUUAAAAAUGUAUUCAUUUUACAUUAUAUUGAUACAGUACGAGUCAUUUCGUAUGAUGUUCUGACAUAUUUUGUUUUAUGUUAUUCAGCCUUCCCUUCUAAUAUAAGAAAGAAGGUAGUAAUAAUAGCAAAAUAAACAAAUACAUAAGCUCCAGUACUUGAUCCUAGAAAUUAUCUUGCUUGGCAUUUGCUAUAGAUAUGAAAUUAAGUUUCCCAUGAUGUUUUUGUCUGUAUACAAUUUUAAAUUCUGUGCAAAAUUAAAUCAAUUUCCGUGUCACUAUAAUUUUCAAUGAUUGUUUUAUGAAAGUGAAAUAAAUGUAGUCAGACUUAAUAAUUAAAGAUACUGAAAUUUAAAAGUUUAUCAAUUUUUUUUCUAAAUAAUAAGUUUAUAAUAUUCAAAAUGUAUCUUAUGAAGCAAACCACAUGCAUUUAUGGUGCUAUUUAAUUCAGUGCAUAACAUACUUUUAAGAUGUAAGAUGCUUUGUCUUUUGAUUGUAUAUUUUAAAUAAGUGCUAUUUUUAUGAAUUAACUUUGGAUUUUGGUUCGUUAUUGUAUUCACAUAAUUGUUAGCUUUAAAUGUAGAAUUAUUUUUCUAAAAAAAUAAACCUAUAUUUUAAUUUAUCAGUGCAAUUGGAAACAAUGUUGUAAUUAAUAAUUUGACUAAAAUUAUUUAUAUAUAAGCCCAUGAGAAUGUAACAAACAAUGUUAUCUGAAAAAGAGAAAUUUAUAAAAAUAUUAAUAUACAUAGGUUUUUAAAAAAGAAAAAAAAUUGAGGAAUUCUUGAACAUAGUCGAUUGUAAUCAUGUGUACUUCAAUCUAGUUUUUGUAUUUUAAUUAAUAAAUCAUAUUAAAAAUAUUUUUAUGUUUUUAUUUAUAAAUCAUUUUAUUGGAGUGGGGGAUAAAAUCCCUUGAAACAGAAUCAGUUGCUUAGAAACUUCAAAAUAUGUUAUCAAGCAUUUAAUAUCAAUCCAAUCCAAAUUUACUACCCAAAGUUUACAUGAUAUUAUGAAUUGCGAAUUAGUAUUCUUGAAAUUAUAUUUCAUUUGCAGGGUCUUCGUAGAAACUACAAAAGAUAUUACUGCAUAUAAACAUAUAUAAUACAUAUAGUUUGCCCCUUCACAUAGUUUUAACAAAAAGCAUUUUAUUUAUGUAUGAUUUCAGUGUAAAUUUGUAAGAAUAAAUUUGCAAUUGUUUUUAGAUUGAACAAGAUUGUUUUGUCUGUUUGAAGAUGCAUGUUAUCUUUUCAGUAUUAAUGAAGAGAAAGUAUACAUUUGAUUUUUUUAAAUGUAAUUGUUGAUACUUCAUUGAAAGUGUAGUUUUCAUAAGAAACGAUCAAGUUUAAAAAUUUACUAAUGAUCACCUUUAUUUAGUGUUUCUUUAGUUUGCAAAUAAUUUAGAUUUUAGAAGAAUUUGUUUUAAAACUAUACUACAUUUCCAAACUUAACGUUUUUUUUUGUGUGUGUGCAAUGUCAUGCGUCUAAUUUAGUUUUGUACAGGAAUCCUUUGAUUAAUUUAAUAAACAUAAGAAAAAAGAUUUAACUAAUUAUAUUUCUUAUUAAAUAGAUAGUUAAUUUUUCUAAUAGCUGAUAUAAUGUUAAAUAAAAAUUUUAUUUUUCUUCUUUGAAGUUAAAUUUGCCUCUCUAUAAUUGGAUUUACCUUCUUGUUUUUUAUUUAAGAACAUGUAUAACUUUUUGAACUGUGCUAUUUAAAUUUCAUAUAAGAACUUUACAGCCACAAGUUUUUAUGCUUUAGUCUAAACUAUAUAUAUUAGGAACACCUAUAUAACUUUUAAGUUAAAUUUAUUUUUAUAAUUUUACAUAUAUGACCUUGGUACUGAGUGAUAUAUCAGGUGUCUACAUGUUUGAAGAUUAUGUAUGUGAUGAUUCUAUGUCUGUGCUUUAAUUGCAUGAACAAAAUGGAGCUUUUGAUGUUACAUUUUAGAGAAGUCUAAUUAUGUUGCAUGUGUUUGCUUUUAGUAAAGGUAUUGUUAGAUUGAAUGGCAGAUUUUUGACUUGGCAGCCUCAGCAGUUGCUUGUGGAUGCUAAAUUGAGGAGGGCCAUAGGCAGCUUGAUUAAAAAUAUAUUAACCUGAUUAUAUAUUAAAAAUUUCUAUUUGCUUAGUUAACCUUCUUAUAGCUAGUACAAAUAGUCAAAACAUCAUCUGUGUGAACAAAUAUUAUGCCUCAUAGUCAAGAAUAAAAAAAAUCACUAUUAUUUUGUUAACAAUAAUGUUAAACUAAAUUGUAUACUGCCUAAGGCCAUCGAAUAUCUAUAUCUGCCACUGGUUAGAAUUAAUAGUUGUAUUUUAAUUGUAAAUGAAUAUACUUCGGUGCUGUAAAGCAUUUCCAUGAAGUGCUAUUAUAGACAUUCUCAAUUUUGUACUUUUCUGUAUGUGUCUUUUAAAUUCAGAUUUAAUAUUAGUCUUGUAGAGGCUACAGUUGAUUCCUAAUUAUCAAUUUGUAUCGAAAAAUCAUGAAUGAGUGGCUUCCAUAUAUGUUAGACAAUCAUUUGUAUUUCUGAUACUUUUCAUGUUAUGCAUGGAAAUUUCGAAAUUCUUAACAAUUAUUGAUUGAUAUUUUUUUAUUGAAUCACUGAUAUUUCAGAAAUGAUAAGUAUACAACACCCAAAAUUUCAUAGCCAUAAAAGGAAGAAAUUUCGGAAAGAUUUCAUGUGAUAUUUUUUUGUUAAUAAUUUGUCUUCUGUUUAUGUGAAAUAUUAAAAGAAAUUUCUUAAGUUCUUUAAUACUAUUUCAGGAAGGAAGUAAUGAAUUAUCUCAUCCGUUGUUAAGUAUCAUUCUAAUACAAAUGAAUGCUAUAAUUCUGUUAUUGUUUUCUGGUAAAAUGGUUAAUGCUGUUAACAAAUGUUUUAUUAUAUGGUUACAUUUGGAAUGGAAUUUUAAUGCAUAUUUUCAUUAAAUAGAUUUAUUUGAUUA
Molecule: messenger RNA, 5208 nt
Organism: Argiope bruennichi
Lineage: Eukaryota; Metazoa; Arthropoda; Arachnida; Araneae; Araneidae
Product: dual specificity protein phosphatase CDC14C-like
Exons: 15
Coding region: 263-2134 (623 amino acids)
Biological process (GO): protein dephosphorylation; cilium assembly; microtubule cytoskeleton organization
Cellular component (GO): centrosome; spindle pole; nucleolus
Molecular function (GO): protein tyrosine/serine/threonine phosphatase activity; protein serine/threonine phosphatase activity
Source: RefSeq, a predicted model, not a curated record